Molecule: messenger RNA, 1058 nt
Organism: Drosophila serrata
Lineage: Eukaryota; Metazoa; Arthropoda; Insecta; Diptera; Drosophilidae
Biological process (GO): proteolysis
Molecular function (GO): cysteine-type peptidase activity
Source: RefSeq, a predicted model, not a curated record
AUGUUCAAGUUGGUGCUCUGCUGUCUUCUGCUGGCCGUCGGUGGCGGAUGGGCCUUUAAUCAUGGCCAGGAUUUGGCGGACUUUAAUGCCUAUAUGACCACCUAUAACAAGUCAUAUGUGUCAGCUUCCGCAAGCAACUUUGCCAACUACUAUUUUGUCUAUAACCGCAACCAGGUGGCCCAGCACAAUGUCCAGGCGGAUAGGAAUAGGAGUAGCUAUCGCGAGGCAGUGAAUCAGUUUUCAGACAUCCGACUCAUCCAGUUUGCUGCCCUUUUGCCCAAGGCAGUGUCCCUGGCAACCUCGCAGGCCAGUGAUCCCCCGGCCACGCAAGUGGCGUCCGCCUCCUACGACAUCAUUUCCGACUUUGGACUGACCGUGAUGGUGGAGGAUCAGGGACAGAAUUGCAGCAGCAGUUGGGCCUAUGCCACGGCCAAGGCUGUGGAGAUCCUGAAUGCCGUCCAGUCGGCCAAUGCUGCUCCAUCCUCGCUCUCCGCCCAGCAGCUAAUCGAUUGUGCAGGCAUGGGCACCGGCUGCACAACCCAAGAGCCUCAGGCAGCCCUGGACUAUCUCACCCAGCUGACUGAAUCGUAUCUGUAUCCGGAGGCGGACUAUCGGAACGAUAAUAUUUCCAAGACACCUGGCAUGUGCCAACCCCCAUCCUCUGUGGCCGUGGGUGUGAGAUUGGCCAACUACUCCACAGUGGCCGAUGGUGACGAUGAUGCUGUCAUGCUUUAUGUGUCCAAUGGAUUCCCCGUGAUUGUGGAAUACAAUCCAGCAACCUUUGGAUUCAUGCAGUACUCCAGCGGUGUCUAUGUCCAGGAUACGAGUGCCCUGACCAAUGCAAGGAGCUCACAGUUCCUGGUCGUUGUGGGCUAUGAUCACGAUGUGGACACCAAUUUGGACUACUGGCGGUGCCUGAACUCCUUCGGGAAGGGGUGGGGAGAGGAUGGCUACAUCAGGAUUGUGCGAAGGGCCAACCAGCCCAUUGCCAAGAAUGCCAUAUUCCCCAGUAUUCUGGCCUAAAAAGAAGCAAGUCUUUUUAUUGUAAUUUCAAGAAA